AUGGCGAGGCGGCCGAUUGGAGAGGAGGGGCGAGAAGAGCUACUGGGUCGUAACCUCGACCACCCGCGACUUCCUGCGCUCGGCCUCGCCUCCCGCCACGACGCGUCCGCGCUCUGCAGCUGUCUGCCGACGCGCCCCGCCGCCGUCGCCUGCAGGGCCGACGCCGCUCUCCCCUGCUCCUCCUGCGACGCCGACAUCCACUCCCAACCCCUCGCCGCCCGACACGAGCGCGUCCCCGUCGCCCCCCUCCCGACCCUCCUCCGCCGCCGACGACGACGAGACGUUAAGACUAACAGCGUCGGCCGUCCGCUGUUCGCGAGUGGAGGAGGGGAGGGGGUCGUCGUCGACGAUUUCGAUUUGAUGAAGUCGGCCGACUAUUUCUUCGCGGACGCGGAGCGGUACGUGGACCUGGACCACGCCGACAGCCUGGUCCCGGUGCAGCCGGAGAAGGCUCAUCAUGUUAGCGUCGGUGGUGCUCCGGCGUUCCGGCGGCCGCGCCGCCAGCUUCGAUUUUGGCUGCGCCCCCAAGCCUUCUUACAGCGCAUACAGCGUGCGUGGCCUCCCUUAAUUUCCCUUUCGGUCCGCGUACAGGUGGUGCUCGUCGGACGUUGGGGUGGUCCGGACGCCGUCGGAGACGCGCCGACCGGUUACGCGGGGGGGGCGGCGGGGGCCCACACGAGCGUGGAUCGGGAGGCGAGCGUGAUGAGGUACAGGGAGAAGAGGAAGAACAGAAAGUUUGAAAAGACGAUCAGGUACGCGUCGAGGAAGGCGUACGCGGAGACGCAGGCGAGGAUAAAGGGGAGGUUCGCGAAGAGGGCGGAGGCGGAGGCGGAGGUCGAGGGGUUGUAUUCGUCCGCGGCGAUGGUGGCGGGGAUGAUGGGCGACGGUGGCUACGGGAUUGUGCCGAUCGUUUUGAGAUCAUGACGCGGCGAACUAUGUAAUUUUUUUUUUUUGUCCCCUUCUUCUUCUGGCUUUGUGAAGGGCUAACCAGUGUUUAGAAGAAGAAGGCCCUUCUGUGUAUAAUUUCGUUCGACUAGAUUUCAGUUUUUUUUUU
Asparagus officinalis (garden asparagus) is the source of this 1054-nucleotide messenger RNA. Its product is annotated as zinc finger protein CONSTANS-LIKE 5-like. Gene Ontology annotation, molecular function: zinc ion binding; protein binding. NCBI's taxonomy places the organism in Eukaryota, Viridiplantae, Streptophyta, Magnoliopsida, Asparagales, Asparagaceae. Gene Ontology annotation, cellular component: nucleus. The record is from RefSeq and is a predicted model, not a curated record. Gene Ontology annotation, biological process: regulation of flower development.